Pediculus humanus corporis (human body louse) is the source of this 183-nucleotide messenger RNA. RefSeq lists its product as uncharacterized. Bases 1 to 183 code for a protein of 60 amino acids. The transcript is spliced from 3 exons. NCBI's taxonomy places the organism in Eukaryota, Metazoa, Arthropoda, Insecta, Psocodea, Pediculidae. The record is from RefSeq and is a predicted model, not a curated record.
AUGCAAGGAACCAGGGUUGCUCCUUUUCACGACUUGAUGACGCAUUUUUUUUCCACCCUUAGUUUAGGAAAACCAAAAACGAAAGCGUUGUUUGUUUGUUCGAUCGAUCGUUUGUUUUUCGAUAUAUUCGACUUCCGUAGCGAGCGAUAUAUCGAAAAUUUUCUUAUUUUAAGCAUACGCUAA